Molecule: messenger RNA, 573 nt
Organism: Letharia lupina
Lineage: Eukaryota; Fungi; Ascomycota; Lecanoromycetes; Lecanorales; Parmeliaceae
Exons: 5
Coding region: 1-573 (190 amino acids)
Source: RefSeq, a predicted model, not a curated record
AUGGCGAAGCAGUCAGGCAAAUCCUUCCGCUCCUUCCUCGGCGUCGAACCUUCAAAGCCCACCACCAAAGACAGCGUCCUCGUGAUCGUCGAUGCCCAAAACGAAUAUGAUCACGGCCUCCUCGCCAUCUCGGAUGUCAAAUCAUCUCGUGCGAUCAUCGGCGAUGUGCUGAAGAAAUACCGAGAUGCGAAUGGCGAUGUGGUACACGUCCGACACAGCACACCCGACGGCGCUCCUCUGUUCACCCCGAAAACCGAACUGGCCGAAGAAUUCGAAGAAUUGACCCAGGGCGCCGGUGCCUCGGAGAAAGUAGUCCACAAGCAGCAUCCCAGCUCCUUCACCGGCACAGAUCUGCACGAGCAUCUGGACAAGUUGGGCAAGAAGAAGAUCGCCCACGUCUGCAUCUCCAACACCUCGCGCGCGGGCGCGGAGCUCGGCUACGACGUCUCGGUCCUCGCCGACGGCAUCGGCGAUCGCGACAUCCCGGGUGCUUCGGCGAAGCAAUUGGUCGAUACUACGCUGGCGGAACUGGGGGAUGUUUCGGCUACUGUCAUCCACAGCGAGGACUUGUGA